AUGACCUGUAUGAGCCACUCCUCAAAUAACAAGGGCCUCGGGCCUGCUCUAUACAACCUACCAACAAUUGCACCAGAGCCUUCUGAGGAUGCAAGGAAGUACACCAUAUCUCACAUCGAAGAAAUGGGAAAUGCCUUUCCCAUACUGAGUUUUCUGCAACUGAUGAUAUUGAGCUUCAUUAUUCGCUUCCUGGAUGCGCUAUUUUUUCUUCUUCGUAAUGAUGAUGAUUUCAAGAUGCUGUUUAGCGGUGCCAAGAUUUACAAGUUGGAUUGUGUUGAUAUUAUGGUGUUGAAGAAUAGUGUAAUUUGCAGCAAAAAAGCUUCUGUUUCAUUUGAAGAUAGCUGCUCUGGUAUUGUGGAUGAAGAUGAUUACCUCACUGAGGCAUUUAGGACUGAAGUUCAAAAGUCUUACUUGUCAAAUGAGUGGGCUAGUUACAUUCAAUGUGUAGGGCAGAAAUUUCGUGGCGGUUCCCCCGAGUUUCGAGACAAGCUCAGAAAGUAUGCUAUUGAAGUUGGGUUCAGCUUUGUAUUUAUUAGAAAUGACUGGGACAGAAUUCAUGCAGUUUGUUCAAAUUGGGGAACCGAAGGAUGUGAGUGGAAUGUCCGUGGUUAUGUUUUGCCUGCAAAUGGUUGCUUUAUUAUUGGUGAGUUGGACAAUGUCCACUCUUGCAAAGGUGUUCUUCGAAAACAAAAACAUGAGCUUUUGGGAUCGAAAAUUGUCAAGUCAUGUAUUGAAGAGGACAUUAGCUAUAACUUGUCAUUGAAGCCAAGGGAAAUUAUCAGCAAGUUCAAGUCAGCUUAUGGGUUUGAUAUAUCAUACAAGGUUGCUUGGAAAGCAAAGCAGAAGGCUAGGGAAAUGAUUUAUGGUUCUGAGGCUGAUUCGUUUAACAUGUUAACAUGGUAUAGGGAAGCUGUAUUUGAGACGAACCCGGGAUCGUCUUUUGUUUUGGAAGUUGAUUCAUCGAGUAAUCAGUUCCAGAGGCUUUUCCUAGCUUAUGCAGGCUGUGUUCGUGGCUUUGAAUUCUGUCUUCCCAUCUUGUAUGUCGAUGGGACUUUUGGGAAGAGUGUCUACAAGGGGCAGAUACUUUGUGCAACCGGAAAGAAUGGAAAUCAUGGCUCUUCUGUUUUGAAAGAUGAUGUUAAAAAGAAGUUUUUUGAGUUGGCAUAUUCAUGCACUGAAAAGGAAUAUCGUUUUCAUUUGAGAGAGUUGAGAGAAGCUGGUGGUGCUAAUAUUAUAGAUCCGUUUCUUGCUGAUCUGCCUGUUCAAAAUUGGUGCCGUGCAUUUUUCCCUGGAUGCCGUUAUGGAAUUAUGGCUAAUAGUAUAGCUGAAUCUUUUAAUGCUUGGUUUGCUGUUGAACGGGAGAUGCCAGUGUACACUAUGCUUGAUCAGACUCGGAUUAGGGUGAUGCAGAUGAUGGGUGAGAGGAGAGACGAGGCACAGCUUUGGACCUCGCAACUUACUCCUGUUAUGGAGGGUCGUUUGAAAGAAGGUAUGGAGAAAGCUUGCUGUUUCAAUGUGCAUUACUCCGAUACAAAUGUUUAUGAGGUUAGAUCAAAGUAUUCUUAUGUUGUGGACCUUGGAACUCCUUCGUGCUCUUGUAAAAAAUGGGAGAUUAACUGCUUCCCUUGCUGCCACGGUCUUGCUGCAAUUCAAGCUGCGUCAUUGGAUGUUUAUGCUUUUAUGGAUAAGUAUUUUUAUGUUGAUUAUUACAAGAAGUGUUAUGAUUUUCCAAUUUAUCCAAUAUCUAAUGUUGAUAUGGCUUCUUCGGAAUCUGCAAGUAAUGACUUCAUACUUCCUCCAAAUGCAAAAAGGCCUCCCGGGAGGCCUAGGCUCAAGAGGUUCAAGUCUAGAGGAGAGUGUGAAAAGAAGCUCAUUCGUUGCGGCCGAUGUGGCAAAAUGGGACAGCAUAACAAGAAGACCUGCACUGAACCUAUUUGA
Rosa chinensis is the source of this 1938-nucleotide messenger RNA. RefSeq lists its product as uncharacterized. The coding region runs from base 1 to 1938 and encodes 645 amino acids. NCBI's taxonomy places the organism in Eukaryota, Viridiplantae, Streptophyta, Magnoliopsida, Rosales, Rosaceae. The record is from RefSeq and is a predicted model, not a curated record. The transcript is spliced from 3 exons. Gene Ontology annotation, molecular function: zinc ion binding.